Corylus avellana is the source of this 2852-nucleotide messenger RNA. Its product is annotated as B-box type zinc finger protein with CCT domain-containing protein. The record is from RefSeq and is a predicted model, not a curated record. Lineage: Eukaryota; Viridiplantae; Streptophyta; Magnoliopsida; Fagales; Betulaceae. Gene Ontology annotation, molecular function: zinc ion binding; protein binding.
ACAAGAUAUUUCUUGCUGAACAAGUCUCUCUCUCUCUCUCUCUCUCUUUCUCUUUCUCUCUCUCAGCCAUAUUUAUGACAACUUAACUCUGUUUCGCAGCUACGUUCAAAACCACCCAUUUUCUUCUUUUUCUUCUUCUUCGAAGCAGAAAAUAUACACAAAGCUUAAACCCAUCAACAAACAGAGCAAUCAAUGGUUGAUUCUUCUUCUUCUUCUUCUUCUUCUUCCUCUUGAUUUGGAGCAACAAAGACGCAGUUCCAAAACCCAAAACCCCCAUAAAAACCAGAGCAAGAAAUGACAGAUUCAUCAGCACACGCACAAGAAGACCAAAACAUGAGCCCCCAAAAGCGUCUCUGUGACUAUUGUUCAGAAGCCACGGCUCUUCUCUACUGCCGAGCCGACUCAGCCAAGCUCUGCUUCCUCUGCGACCGGGAGAUCCACUCCGGUAACCAGCUCUUCUCCAAGCACUCUCGCUCACCGCUCUGUGACGCCUGUGACUCCUCCCCUGCGUCGGUUUUCUGCUCCACUGAGAGCUCUGUUCUGUGCCAGAACUGCGACUGGGAGCGCCACAGACUCUCACUUUCUCCGGUGCACAAUCGCAGACCGCUAGACGGGUUCACUGGGUGUCCCUCUGUGAGUGAAUUGCAGGCUAUUGUUGGGUUUGAGGAGGUGGGUCACAAAGCUCUGUUUUUUAGCGACGAGAGUGGUGGUGGUGAUGAGAUUGAUGGGUUCUCAGAUUUGUUCGUUUGGGAUCCUCCUUUUGUUGUUGGUCUUGAUGAUUUGAUUGGUUCAACAAAUUCGUCGCAUGAUUUUCAGGCUAUGAGGGUUCCUCCUCUGCCUAAGAAUCGCAAUGCUGCUUGUGGGCAGUACAAGGAAGAAAUACUUGGUCAGCUUCGUCACUUGAUGAAGUUGGAACCCAACUUGAAUUGUGAAAAUGUUGAUGCUAAAUCUCUCGCCAGUUUCCAAUCUUUGGUGCCACAACAAAACGUGCAGCCAGGACAUAUGACUAUAGGUUUUGCAGAUGAUGCAGAGCCAACUGCAUUUCCUGCUUUUGAGGGAAAUGCAAAUCAAUGGUGUACUGAUCGUGAUGAGGCUGCAAAUCAACUUUGUCUUCCUAAUUCAUUAAAAAGAAAGUACCUCGAGGAAAAUCCUGUUGUUCCUGACAAACGUUCGGAUACUGGUGACAGUGUCUGUCAUGCCAAUGAUCUUGUCGAAGCACAAUCACUAUAUGAUCCUGUUAAAUAUGAAGCCUCAUCAGCUCUUCAAAGGGUUGCUUCCCAUGAGGUAAACAGCCAGGAGAGGGAUUCUGCAAUCUCACGGUACAAGGAGAAGAGGAAAACAAGGAGGUAUGACAAGCAAAUUAGGUAUGAAUCAAGGAAGGUUAGGGCAGAGAGCAGGACAAGAAUCAAGGGGCGUUUUGCUAAGAUUCAUCACUGAAAUACUGAUUCUUCCUGUCAAGCCUAUUGCUCUUGAUGGGUCCUGCAUCCUGCAGACGCAAUGGCUUGACCAUUCAACUCAUCCGCAGAGACUCACCAGCAUCCCCUCUCCACUCCAAUCUAGCCAAUCUAACUUCUGAGGAAAAACUUCAAAGACUCAUACACCAAUCCAACACCCGCAUCAAUUACUUGCUGUCUACAAAAACUAAUAUACAUCCUCAAAUGAUUCGUCCGACAAUUGAUCUUACUCAGUUGUCUACAUACUUGGUUAAUGUUGGCAUUGGCACAUUUGGUGCUAAUUUCAACUCCCCAAAAGUAUACUACUUGCACAUGGACACAGGAAGUGAACUCACAUGGACACAGUGCGCAGAAUGUCUGUCUCCUGGCCACCAUUGCUUCCCUCAGAAGGAUCCCCCUUUCCCUAACACAAAGUCUAAAUCUUAUAAGCCUCUCCCUUGUAAACAACACUCACUUUGCUUACCAAAUCAAUGCAUUGGGGACUCUUGCUCCAUCAAUAUGUCUUUCAUGGACGGUUCCUCCAUUGUUUCCAUUCUUGCAAACGAAACCUUCACUUUCGAUUCCGGCACCCCUGAGACCAUCCCGGAAAUAGCCUUCGGCUGCACCAUUGACAGUACGAACAUGGACUACGGCGGCGAAGAGAAUCUAGUAACCGGGAUUUUCGGUUUGGGAUGGGGCCCUCGUUCCUUCCUCACCCAGAUAGACUCUCUUAACCAUGGAAGAUUCUCUUACUGCUUAAAGCCCGACGACGGCCAUGACCUUAAUACUUAUCUAAGGUUUGGUGAAGAUAUACCAGCAGAAAUUGCAGGUUCUCAAACCACAACCAUUUGAAGGAUUGGCAAGCUUGCUACAUUAGCUUGCUGGGCAUCAGCGUGAAUGCACAAAGACUAAACAUAAAUCCAACCCAAUUUGUUUUACGCCAUAAUCGUUCAGGAGGGUGUAUUAUAGACUCUGGUUCUACUUUUACGCACCUCAUUCGGCCUGCUUAUUCUGCACUUAUCAGUAACUUGGAGGAACAUUUUUCGGGCUCUAGUAAUCUGAAUAGGAUUGAGGGAGCUUUUGAUCUCUGCUACUUGCGGUUGGUGCCAGAAUGUUAUGAUAGCCUUCCUAAUAUGACAUUUCAUUUGGGAAACAAUGCCAACCUUGAAAUCGGGCCGGAGCAGAUGUUUUAUGUGGGUAAGCAGCUACCGUCCGGGAAUGAAUUUUUCUGUUUGGCUGUUGUGGGGGAUGAUCGCUUGACUUUAUUGGGUGCAUACCAGCAAACAAAUCAUAGGUUCAUAUAUGACGUUAAAGUGAACCAAUUGCGAUUCGCCCCGUGCACUGUGCUUUGGAUGCUUGAGCUAAUAAUGCUCUCUUCUUUUUUUUCUGAUUUAUUAAUUUGAAUAAGUUCUCUUUUCU